Molecule: messenger RNA, 513 nt
Organism: Effrenium voratum
Lineage: Eukaryota; Dinophyceae; Suessiales; Symbiodiniaceae
Source: the annotation of a GenBank genome assembly
AUGGAGAAUUUGGCGGGCCCCGCAUUUCCGCGCUCCUCCUUGCGCUUGCAAGUGCUGCUGUACUUGGAGGGAUGCCUGACGCCUGUACUGGCCCUGGUGGUGCUCUUGCUGCUGAUGGUGAAGCCUUACUUCCACCGCUACCCACCAGGAGUUGCGCUAGGGGAGUUUGUGCUGAUGUUGCUGCACGUGCCCAUACAAGGGCUCCGCGGCUGGCUGGGCACAGCCGGCAACAAGCAGGAGCGUGCAGUGUUCAUGGCUGGGUUUCUGGGCCUCAGCGUUUGGACGGUGCUGGUCACCGGGUACUUCAUGCUGCUGCAGACCUGCACCCUCUGGCUGGAGACCCUGCUGGCUGGAGCUGCCCUGUGCCUGGCACUGUUGGAGGCGCUGGACGGGGGGCUGUCGGGCAGCCUCUUCUGCGACGGCUUCUGGGAGUUUGGCUUGGUGUUUCUGGGCUUCGGCGCCUCUGGUGCAGCGCUGGCGCUGCUGCUGAGCCGAGCCGUGAGCUGGGUGUAG